AUGAUGGAUAGGGGGAAUCAUCCCAUCGUAUUUGAUGUAUUCGCACAUGAAAAGGAUUUGAACAACUCCAUCAUCAAUGCCGCAUUCUUAUUAUUAUACAAGGACCUGAUUCGACUUUUUGCAUCUUACAACGAAGGAAUGAUCAAUCUGAUUGAAAAAUAUUUCACAUUGAAACUAAAGGAGUGUCGGCUGGGUAUGGAUCUUUAUCACAACUUCCCUGGAAUUUUGGACAAAAUCACCGAGUUUCUGACUCUAGCUGAAGGUCUCGGAAUCGGGGAUAAAGAUAGUUUGGGGUUGCAACCGGUCCCGGAAAAAGUGAUACAUGCCAUGGAGCAGCAUUUGGCGAUAUUAGAGAGCAAAAAGGGCUCUGACAACGAAGACGACAGUGGUGUCGACCAUCGAACACCAUCGAGACCUGCUCCCCCAAAGAAACCCAAUGUCCCCGUUCCUCUGCCACCCACAAAGCCUGAUGAACUCCGGUCCCAAGUUACAGACCAACUGGCUGAUCUUGUAGCACCUGAGUCCGAGGACGCAUCACAUACUGGCACUGAUGCCCAAAUUGCUCGGGGCGCGGCGACGAUAAAUGCGGAAGAAGCACAUGAUGCUGAGGGAGCGGAUCAACAUGCUGCCUGUCCAACUGUAGUCGUGAAUGACGAAGUCUCUGUCCUCAGCGCCGGCAAUGACACGGUUGGCUGGCUUGAGGCGGUUGAUGUGUACAACAGUGGACCAUCCGGGACUGGCGGACGACAGGCGAUAGGUGACGUCGGGAACCGCUUGGUUUAUGGUGUACGGACCUUUCCUUGGGCGAUGGAACUUCUCAGGCACCCCGGGGGUGGCACGGGGUCUGAUAGCCAAACGCUGUCCCCGGAACCGCACAUGCGCAUGGAUUGUCGUCGGUCGAAAUAG
This is a messenger RNA of Echinostoma caproni, 906 nucleotides long. The record is from the annotation of a GenBank genome assembly. NCBI's taxonomy places the organism in Eukaryota, Metazoa, Platyhelminthes, Trematoda, Plagiorchiida, Echinostomatidae.